Messenger RNA from Fusarium sp. VM40, 1692 nucleotides. NCBI's taxonomy places the organism in Eukaryota, Fungi, Ascomycota, Sordariomycetes, Hypocreales, Nectriaceae. The record is from the annotation of a GenBank genome assembly.
AUGUCUUCUCCAGGUGAGAGGCAUGGCCACCUCGACGCGACCACAGGGCGUGACGUAGUCUAUUGUCACGCCUGCGCCGGCGAAUGGUACCGGGACGAGAAUGGCCUAACAUGUCCUGAAUGUCAAGGGGAAAUCACAGAGAUUAUUGAUCCCGAAAACGACCCUCGCGACCUUGCCCACCAUUCCUCUGCCUCCACCUCACCCGAGCCUAAUCAUUACGAUUCGGAUCCCGAAGAAGCCGACAUAGAUGAGCACGCUCAGCAUGGUUUUGUCUAUCGACGUAGCGUGCGAGUCGGCCCAGAGCAUCAUCACCACCACGAUCCUGCCGUUGCCCCGAUUUUCGAGCGUUUCUUUGACAUGCUUAAUGGGUUUGGACCGCGAAGUCCUGGUGGAAAUGCUUCUUUCCCACCUAGUCCUGGGGAACAUACUGGAGAACAAAACUCCGGGACACAAACAUAUCGGACAACAUUUACUCCUGGGCCUUUUGGAGGCGGCACAACUGUAACAAUAAUCCAACGGCCUAUCCAUGCUACGGGAGGCGCUCCUCCAGUGAAUUUGGGUUCUUCAGCCCAUGCAGGAUCCGAUCCCUUCCAAGAGUAUGCACAGUCCCUUUCCCAUCGCCCUGAGGGACCAGGCGGUCUACGGGUUACGGCCAUAUCCAUGACAAUCGGAGCUAAUCAGCAAACCAGGUUCCUUUCCAACAUGUUGCGUGAUGUCGGGCCACCAACCGGUGUGAACCAGGGAGGCGAAGAAGGAGAUGGAGGUCCUCCACCUGGCUUCGCUCGAAGUUUACAUGAUAUUUUGAGCCUCUUGAGCCCGGCAAACGCCAUGCACGGUGAUGCAGUGUAUUCCCAGGAGGCUUUGGAUCGGAUUAUUACCGGACUCAUGGAGGCCAACCCCCAGUCUAACGCUGCCCCUCCAGCCACAGAGGAAGCACUUCGAAAUCUGCAGCGGAAACCUGUUGACAAGCAGAUGCUGGGCUCGGAGGGCAAGGCAGAAUGCACGAUCUGUAUUGAUGAAAUGAAUGAGGGAGACAUGGCGACAUUUUUGCCUUGCAAUCACUGGUUUCAUGAGGAGUGUGUUACUCUAUGGUUGAAAGAGCACAACACAUGCCCCAUUUGUCGAACACCCAUCGAAAAGACCAACCCCAGCGGCAACAACAAUAACAGUGGCAAUAGCAACAACGGCGAUAGCAACCAAUCUCAGGGGCCAGCUUCGGGAGCUGGCUCUAACCAGUCAAAUCCGUUCGGCCAGCGUACAUCGUUCAUGUUUAAUCCUGGCUGGUCAUCACAUGAGCCCGCUUCCCAUACCCACUCACGCCCAGUCAGAUAUUCACGACCUCCCAGCCAAAGCCAGAGCCGUCUGAACGAGGCUUUACGGAACAUUUCCACACAGCAACAGGAGAGGGAGCGAGAACGCGACCGUGACCGGGGCACAACAUCCGGGUUUAGUUAUGAUACCUCACGACUUCAGCGACGUAGCUCGCACUCUCCAACAAGUCCUCGGGCGACUGCACCCAGUGAGCAUGGCGCACGAAUGAGACAGAGAAGCCCUUCCCAGAGCAGUCGACGCUCAACUGCAGAUUCGGAUCAACAACGUCGGCCUAGUGGCCAAGGGCCUAUUAGCUGGCUCCGUGACCAGUUCAGUAGGGGGCCUGGCAACGGAUCGCCACGAGACGGGCGGCGGCAGUAG